ACGUUGCAAGGUCGCGAUAUCUACUGUUGCAUUUGUAUUCAUAUCUGCAGUCUAUCUCGUGCUUAUUGCUCGUGAGAAGAACAGUACUCAAAUUACAUUCGGAAUACAAUAAAGGAGCAUGCAACGUUGGCAAGGCAAGACUGCUGUGAUCAGUGGAGCUAGUGCCGGCAUUGGCGCCGCCAUCAGCGUGGUGUUGGCGGACGCGGGAAUGAGGGUCGUCGGUCUAGCGAGGAGACCACAGCUAGUUGACCAAUUACAGUCUCAAGUGAGAGGCAACGGUUCGAUACACUCGAGGCGAUGCGACGUAUCGAAUUCCGAUGAUGUGGCAGCGACAUUCAAAUGGAUCGAUGAGCAGUUUGGUAACAUUCACGCUCUGGUCAACAACGCUGGGAUAUUUCCAAAGGGACAUAUCACUGAAAUAGGUGAUAACAUUCUUUCUGAAGAAACGUUGAUGUCAGUAGUGGAUAUUAAUCUAAAAGGACCUGUGAUGUGUGCGCGACAUGCCGUCGCGUCUAUGAAGAGGGCCAGCUUUGAUGGACAUAUUAUUAAUAUAAACAGCAUUUCCAUUGCACAUUGCAAGGUCGCAAUAUCUACUGUUGAUGCAGAGUUGUAUCAACAGUAG
Molecule: messenger RNA, 622 nt
Organism: Bombyx mandarina (wild silkworm)
Lineage: Eukaryota; Metazoa; Arthropoda; Insecta; Lepidoptera; Bombycidae
Product: farnesol dehydrogenase
Molecular function (GO): oxidoreductase activity
Source: RefSeq, a predicted model, not a curated record